AUGGCAAAGAAGAAGCAAUCACAGCCUUUGGUCACUCCAUCCACGGCGAAGAAGCCGUUGCCAGUCUCAUCCACGGCCAAAAAGCAGUCACAAGUCGCAUCCACUUCGAAACAACCACCGGAAAAUCCAUCUCCGAUGAAGAAGAAGCCGACGGAAAUCGCAUCUCCGGUGAAGAAGCCGCCGGUACUCGCACUCGCUUCAACUUCUAAGAACAAGAAGCAGCCUGAGCCGAGUACAGAUUCAGAGUCUGAAUCUGAGACUGAGGGUGGUGACUCCGAAGCUGAACCUGAGCAAGCUACACCACUUCGUGUUGCUGCUUCUCCCCCAAAGAAGAAGAGACAAAGUGAAGCUGCUGCUGCAACAGAAGCGAAUCCUUCAAAACGUGCUAAGACAGAGGGCGAGAGUGGAACAGAGACUAACAAUAACAAGAACUCUUUGUUUAAGAGAAUUUGGAGCGAGGAAGACGAGAUUCUCCUACUUAAAGGAAUGGUUGAUUACAGGAGCAGCACAGGUAAGACUGCUUUAGAAGACGUGAAUGGCUAUUUCGAAACUGUGAAAAACUCAAUUAGUUUCGAAGUGAGUAUCAGUCAGUUCAGUAGCAAAGUCAAAUCUUUAAAGGGUAAGUAUCUCAAGAAAAUUACGAAAAUGAAGGACGCUGGUGAAAGUUCUGUUAAAAAAGAUCCUCAUGAUCGCAAAUGUUUUGAGCUAGCGAAGAUUGUUUUGGGUGAUUAUGUCGGUUCUACUAAAACUGCUGUUGUGAAGUCAACGAGGAGGAAGAUUAAGCUGGACAAUGGUUCUUCCAAGGCUGGUGAUGCUGAAUGGUUUGGAAACUCGUUUAUUAUCCGUGCGAUUACGAGUUAUGGUCCUGUGGCUGAUGAAGAAGCUGUGAUGGGGAAAUGGAGCUUGGUGCCGGUUAAGAUGAAGAAGAAGAUUGAGGAAAAGUAUAAGUUGUUGAAAGCUGAUGAGCUUAAAGUCUUCUUGCUUAAGAAUGAGAUUUUGAACGAUGUAAGUUCUGAAAUCUCUAAAUUUGACUAG
Capsella rubella is the source of this 1035-nucleotide messenger RNA. RefSeq names its product probable transcription factor At4g00610. The coding region runs from base 1 to 1035 and encodes 344 amino acids. Gene Ontology annotation, cellular component: nucleus. Gene Ontology annotation, biological process: regulation of DNA-templated transcription. The transcript is spliced from 2 exons. The record is from RefSeq and is a predicted model, not a curated record. Lineage: Eukaryota; Viridiplantae; Streptophyta; Magnoliopsida; Brassicales; Brassicaceae.